Molecule: messenger RNA, 1680 nt
Organism: Amborella trichopoda
Lineage: Eukaryota; Viridiplantae; Streptophyta; Magnoliopsida; Amborellales; Amborellaceae
Product: monodehydroascorbate reductase
Cellular component (GO): cytoplasm
Molecular function (GO): oxidoreductase activity, acting on NAD(P)H
Source: RefSeq, a predicted model, not a curated record
AAGGCGUUAGAGAGAGACCACACCUCUACCUCUUUCCUUUUAAAGAGAGAAAAUACAAUAAAAGGGGGUUAGAGAGGGAGAGAAAGCAUUCGUAGCUUUUUGUUAUCAUUUUCAGUGCUUUUGCAAUGGCCGAGACGGCUUUCGAUUACAUUAUUGUUGGCGGAGGUGUAGCAGCUGGGUAUGCGGCUAGAGAAUUUGUGAAACUUGGUAUUCAAGGGAAGCUAGCAAUUAUAUCUAAAGAAGCGGUAGCACCAUAUGAACGUCCUGCACUUAGCAAGGCUUAUCUCUUCCCUGAAGGUGCUGCAAGACUUCCAGGAUUUUAUGUGUGUGUUGGAAGUGGAGGUGAAAGGUUACUUCCCGAGUGGUAUGCUGAAAAAGGCAUUGAACUCAUUCUGAAAACUGAAAUUGUCCGAGCAAACCUUUCUGCCAAAACCCUAAGAAGUGCAGAUGGAAAGACUUUCAAAUAUGGUACCUUGAUUAUUGCAACAGGCUCUACGGUUAUAAAAUUAUCAGAUUUUGGUGUCCAAGGCGCUGAUGCUAAGGGCAUCUUUUAUUUGAGAGAAAUCGAAGAUGCUGAUAAACUUGUAGAAGCAAUACAAAAGAGUGAGGGAAAGAAAUGUGUUGUUGUUGGGGGAGGAUACAUAGGACUUGAGUUGGCGGCAGUGAUGAAGUUGAACAAAUUUGAUGUGACAAUGGUCUACCCUGAGCCAUGGUGCAUGCCCCGUCUGUUUACUUCGAGCAUUGCUGCUUUCUAUGAAGGAUAUUAUGAAAACAAGGGAGUCACGAUCAUCAAGGGGACAGUGGCUGUUGGAUUUGAUUCCGAUAGCAAUGGGAAUGUAAAGGUCGUGAAAUUGAAGGAUGGGAGAGCACUCGAGGCUGACAUUGUUAUUGUUGGUGUUGGGGCUAGACCAUUGACAAACCUUUUUAAGGGUCAGGUUGAGGAGGAGAAGGGAGGCAUUAAGGUCAAUGGAUUCUUUCAAACCAGUUUUGAUGGGGUCUACGCUGUAGGAGAUGUGGUAACCUUUCCAAUGAAGUUAUACAACGAAACAAGGAGAGUUGAGCAUGUCGACCAUGCAAGGAAAUCAGCUGAACAGGCCAUGAAGGCUAUCAAAGCAAGCCAAGAAGGAAAAACGAUUGAAGAAUAUGACUACCUUCCGUACUUCUACUCUCGCGCCUUUGAUUUGUCAUGGCAAUUCUUUGGGGACAAUGUCGGUGAAACUGUGUUGUUUGGCGAUGCUAAUCCUUCCUCGCCCAAACCCAAAUUUGGUUCAUAUUGGAUCAAAGAUGGCAAGGUUAUCGGAGUUUUCUUAGAGGGUGGAACUCCUGAAGAAAACAAGGCCAUAGCCACGGUGGCCAGAGUUCAGCCACCAGUGGAUAGCUUGGAUGAACUCCAAAAGGAAGGUCUCAACUUUGCCUGCAAAAUGUAAUAUGUUGAGGAAUGUUGCAAAUUUAGAUGGCAGUCUUCAUUUUGAUAGUCCACUAGUCUCUCUUACGUGCUGUCUUAAUCUGCAUGAUAUUGUCCUUAAUAAGGGUUCAUGUAUUGCCUGAAGUUGUUUGACUUUUUUGGUUUGUCUAUGGUUGGAUCAGCAUGAUAACAAUAUGUUGCUUUAUAAUAUGUAAUGUGCCAAUUAUGUGAGCAUAUAUUCCAGGGAAAAUGCAUUGAGGUGGAAAACUUGCUGA